UUUCGCUCCCCUUCGAGACUCGCACGCAUACGAAGAGAUGGCCCUCCUCCAGGUGGUGGCUUUGGUGUGCGCGGCGCUGGGCGUCGUCCGGGCGGGCCCGCUGCUCCCUGCCGGCCAGGAACCAGAGCCCUUCGACACCAACCCCCAGUACAGCUACAGCUACACCAUCCAGGACGCCGUCACCGGGGACACCAAGGGCCACUCCGAGUCGCGCAACGGCGACGUGGUGACGGGGCAGUACUCGGUGGUGGACGCCGACGGCACCCGCCGCAUCGUGGACUACACGGCCGACGCCGUGCACGGCUUCAACGCGGUGGUGCGUCGCGAGGGCACGCCGUCCGUGCACGCCGCCCCCAUCGUCCGCGCCGCCCCCGUCGCCGCCCCCGUCGUGGCGCGCGCCUUCGUCCCCGCCCCGGUACCCGCCAGCGUCGUCCGCUCCGCCCCCUUCGUCCAGUACAGCAGCCCCCGCUUCUCGUACUCGGUGCAGCCGGUGGCGGUGGCGUCGGCCCCCGUGGCGCGCUACGCCCCCGCGCCGUACAACGCGCUGCCGGCGCUGCCCUCCUACGCCGUGCCCUCCGGCGCGUCCAACGUGCACACCUCCGUGUCCACGCCCUACCACAGCUACUCCUACUAGCGGCGGACGCCGGCACCACGACGAAGACACGCGACUGAGGACGACGCACCACACCAAAGCAUGUACGCGACGACAGAUUCCCAUAAAAAUACCUCAAAGA
Messenger RNA from Thrips palmi, 734 nucleotides. RefSeq names its product cuticle protein 7-like. Bases 38 to 634 code for a protein of 198 amino acids. Gene Ontology annotation, cellular component: extracellular matrix. The transcript has 3 exons. The record is from RefSeq and is a predicted model, not a curated record. Lineage: Eukaryota; Metazoa; Arthropoda; Insecta; Thysanoptera; Thripidae.